Molecule: messenger RNA, 1560 nt
Organism: Colletotrichum higginsianum IMI 349063
Lineage: Eukaryota; Fungi; Ascomycota; Sordariomycetes; Glomerellales; Glomerellaceae
Product: FAD binding domain-containing protein
Exons: 3
Coding region: 1-1560 (519 amino acids)
Molecular function (GO): FAD binding
Source: RefSeq, a predicted model, not a curated record
AUGGUUCUCGGGCGAUACCUUGGCGCAGUUGCGUCUCUGGGGCUGUCUGUCCAGGUGUUGGCUCAUCUGAAUACCACUUCCACAGGUUUCAAAGGCUGCGACGCCCUUCUCAACGCCGGACUCGGAGAUGUCUUGGUCUUCCCCACGGACCUCGCCUACACCGAGAGCACCUCGACGUACUACUCUUCUGAGAACCGCCGCCUGCGUCCCUACUGCAUCGUCCAGCCCCGUUCUUCAGUCCAAGUGUCCGAUGCCGUAAAGGCCCUCAGUGGGCUGAGUGGUGCUGGCAACUGGGAUGUUGCAGUCCGUUCCGGGGGCCAUAGUGACUACGACAACAACGCCGUGAAUAGGGGCGUCACGAUCGAUCUGACCUUCUUCAACUCCACCGAGCUCGUCAAGAGCAACUGCUUGAACGGAAGCGCUACUUGGGUCGGCAAAAGCACACUGACCAAGAACGUUGCGCAGAUCCGGCCCGGCGCCCGCUGGGGUGAUGUGAUGACGACGCUUGAGCCAUACAACUUGGGAGUUACCGGAGGUCGCUCUGGCCAUGUUGGCGUUGGUGGCUUGCUCGUCUCUGGCGGGGCCUCGUACCACACUCAGCUAUACGGGCUUUCGUGCGACAACGUCGUCGGCUACGAGGUUGUGCUUGCCGACGGCUCCAUCGUCGAGGCCAACCUCGAGGAGAACCAGGACCUGUUCAAAGCCCUCAAGGGUGGCGGUAGUAAUCUGGGCAUCGUCACUCGCUUCGACUUGCGCACCUUCACCGUGCCCCCCGAGGGUGCCUACGGCGGUCUCGUUUUUGCUUCCUGGAGGGACUUGGACGUCAUGAUCGGCCAGUUCGUCAGCUACGCCAGCUCCAUCGGCACCGGUAGCCCCGAUCACGAGUUCCUCGUCUACCGUUCCGACUAUGGCAACCUCGCCGUCAUGGCCAUGUCCGUCAGCACCGAUGGCAACGAGACUUCGUCGACAUUCGUCGCUUUUGACACCAUCGCCCUGACGAUAGACAGGAGGGUGAAGCAACCGCUGAGCAAGAUCGCCGCCACCAUCGCCGACACCGGCGGCUCCCACUACAUCCCCUUUACUCUUUCCCUCCAAGCCACCAAAGAGGUCAUGAACAAGGCCGCCGACAUCUUUGUGGCCCUGACACGGGAGUUCGAUGGUUCCGGUAUUCCCGUCUCCGUCAACUUCGUGUUCCAGCCCCUUCCCAAGAGUCCUGCCGCGGUCACCCCCGGAGGCAACAUCCUCGGCUUCGACAUGAACCUGCCUGCCGACUCGAUCCUGUUCGAAGCCAGAGGCACCCUGGCUGCUGUUGACGCCGGAUACGGCGGCAUUGUUCAGAGUAAGAUGGGCCAGGCGAUCGAGGAGCUGAGGGCGUACUCUGCUUCCCUGGAGGGCCACUCGACCUACAUCUACAUGAACUACGCCAACCCCGAGCAAGACGUCUUAGGAUCGUACGGUGCUGAGAACGUCGAGUUCCUUAGGAAGACUGCGGCCAAGUAUGACCCGACAGGGUUUUUCCAGGACCGUGUGCCUGGUGGAUGGAAAGUGAGCCGAGUUUAA